Molecule: messenger RNA, 1812 nt
Organism: Micromonas commoda
Lineage: Eukaryota; Viridiplantae; Chlorophyta; Mamiellophyceae; Mamiellales; Mamiellaceae
Product: cytosine deaminase/metal dependent hydrolase
Exons: 1
Coding region: 1-1812 (603 amino acids)
Biological process (GO): cytosine catabolic process
Molecular function (GO): cytosine deaminase activity; isoguanine deaminase activity
Source: RefSeq, a predicted model, not a curated record
AUGAAGACGAAACACGUGGCCUGUACCACCGAGCGGCAGUACCAAACGCAAACGCACAGUUUUGUUCGGGCGGAGAUUUCAGAUUUCGGCGGCAGUUGCUUCGCGCGCUCUCUCCGACCCCGCUCGCGCCGAAGCGUCGGGCUUUUCGGGUCAAAGGACACGUGUUUCAGUUUCGGACACGAAAUUCGGUUUGAAAAUGAACGAAAGACGAGGCUUAUCCAAUGGCGUUUCCUCGCGCGAAACGACGGAACUGUCACGCGCCAUUUUUGUCAACGCGAGACCGGGCGGGGCGUAACAACUGUGCAACACAAUCCAACUUCGCGGAUGCUUCCCAGGAAGGCCGCCGUCGAUGCCCUCAAGGGGGGCGAGGAGACGCUCGUGCUUCGGCGCGUGACCGUCCCACUCGCAUGCCUCACCGACGAGUCCCUGCGAGCCGCCGCCGACGCGGAGGGCGCGGUGUCCUGCGACGUGACCCUCGCCGGCGGCACGAUAACCGGCGUGGCCAUCCACGACCCGACGCCCCUGCCGGGCACGGGCCGGCUGGACGCCCGGGGCUCCAUGCUGUGGCCCGCGUUCGUCGACGCGCACACGCACCUGUGCAAAACGCACGCGGUCCCGCGGUGCCGCAACCCGUCGGGCAGCAUCAACGACGCGCUGGCGUGCGAGGUCACCGAUCAGCCGCGCUGGAUCGAGCCGGGCGACGUCGAGAGGCGGAUGGACUUCGCGCUGCGCUCGUGCCUCCACCACGGCACGCGCGCCGUGCGCACCCACCUCGACGGCACCAACGCACCGGACGCUGCCAUGAGGCAAAGGAUAUACGACGUCUUCGACGCCAAGCGCGCCGAGUACGAAUCGCGCGGGAUCGUGUUGCAGGGCGUGGCGAACCUCUACCUGCCGCUGUACGCGGAUGCGCCGGAGAUGGCGGCGAGGCACGCGGAGGACGCGGCGUCGCACGCCGGCGUCGUCCUCGGCGCGUACUGCGGCGACGUGAGCCACGGCGAACCGGGCGCGACGGACAAGCACCUGGACGCGCUCUUCGCGCUCGCGUUGAAGCACGGGCUCGACGUCGACCUCCACAUCGACGAAAACAACAACCCGGAUUGUUGCGGCGUUCGCGUGCUGUGCGGCGCCCUCGAACGCGCGCGCGAACGCGGGUACGACGGGUCCGUGGUGCUCGGGCACGUCACGUCGCUGGCGCUACAAACGACGGAGGUUCAGGCGGAGGUGGUCGCCAGGCUCGCGAAGCUCGCGCCCGUGCACGUGGUGUGCAACCCGUUCACCAACCUCGGUUUGCAGGACCGGCGGGGCACGGCGCCGCCCAUCGGGAAGCUCGUGGCGCGCGACGAACCCCGCACGCCGCUGUGGCGAGGGCUCACCUUGCUCCAGGAGCUCCGCGCGGCGAACGUGCCCGUGGCGGCGGCGAGCGAUAACGUCCGCGACUGGUGGCACCCCUACGGGGAUUACGAUCCGCUGCAGGUGUGGCGGGAAGCGGUGGCGAUGGGUCACCUCGACACGGCGCCGAGCGAGGGGGCGUGGGCGGAUCUGGUCACCGCCGCCGCCGCCGACGCGAUGGGCGUGGGCGGCGGCGUCAUCGCGGUGGGAGAGCCCGCGGACCUGGUGCUGUUUCCCGGCGCGAGGAGGUUCAGCGAGCUGCUCGCGAGGCCUCACCAUGACCGGGUGGUGGUCCGGCGAGGAAAAGCGACGGAGACAAAGUUGCCGGAUUUCUCCGAGCUCGACGACUUGGUAGACGGACGCGAGGCGGUCGUCGACACGUCGCAGGACAUCCUCCGCGGCGCGACGAAGAAGGAGUGA